This is a messenger RNA of Penicillium alfredii, 2190 nucleotides long. Its product is annotated as alpha,alpha-trehalase. Gene Ontology annotation, molecular function: alpha,alpha-trehalase activity; calcium ion binding. NCBI's taxonomy places the organism in Eukaryota, Fungi, Ascomycota, Eurotiomycetes, Eurotiales, Aspergillaceae. Gene Ontology annotation, biological process: trehalose catabolic process. The transcript has 4 exons. Gene Ontology annotation, cellular component: cytoplasm. The coding region runs from base 1 to 2190 and encodes 729 amino acids. The record is from RefSeq and is a predicted model, not a curated record.
AUGAGCUCGUCAAAUGGCCACCGUCGCCAUGGCUCCAUUGACCCCUUCUCCCAUCCAGACGUCUACUACGGCAAUGACGAGACGAUUGGGCGGAUUGGUGAUCGCAGGCGCGCAUUUUCAGCGAGCCUGAACGACUAUACCCGUGAAGAUAUCCAAGAGUUCUUUGGGACUAUUCCAUCUCGACGAGGCAGCCAUGACGAGGCGUCCGGCCAGCCCCGCAAGUUCCUCAUCGAGGUCGACGAAACCCUCGAGGCUCUCCUCAAGCAGGAGGACACGGAUAAGAAUAUGCAAAUCACGAUUGAAGACGUCGGGCCGAAGGUGCUCUCGGUCGGAACCGCCUCAUCCUCUGGCUUCCACCGGGUGGACGUGCGGGGCACGUAUAUGCUUUCCAAUCUCCUGCAGGAGCUCACCGUCGCCAAAGACUACGGUCGCAAGCACAUCAUUCUGGAUGAAGUGCGUCUGAGCGAGAAUCCAGUGGCACGGCUCUCUCGCCUGAUCAAAAACACUUUCUGGAAGGCGCUCACAAGGCGGAUCGAUGGCUCCAACAUCGAAGUGGCUGGCCGAGACCCUAAGGACUGGACGGCAGACCCGCGACCCCGAAUCUAUAUUCCACCGGGCGCGCCGUUGCAGUUUGAAUACUACACGCGAAUUGCCAAGGAUCACCCCGAGCUGCGGUUGGACGUGGAAAUGCUCGAGGCCAAUAUCACCCCGGAAUAUGUGACGAAACUCAAUGACAAACCGGGGCUGCUGGCAUUGGCCAUGCAGAAGAAGUACAAUGAGUCUACCAUGCAGAAUGACCUGGUUGGCGUGCCGUUUGUGGUGCCGGGAGGUCGAUUCAAUGAGCUGUACGGAUGGGAUAGCUACAUGGCGUCCUUGGGACUGCUCGUCAGCGAUCGUGUCGAUCUUGCCAAGGGCAUGGUCGUCAACUUCUGCUUCUGCAUCAAACACUACGGCAAGAUCCUGAACGCGAAUCGGUCCUACUACCUGACCCGAUCACAGCCCCCAUUCCUCACCGACAUGGCUCUCCGGGUGUAUGAGAGAAUCAAGAACGAACCCGAUUCGAAGGAAUUCAUUCGAAACGCCGUUCUGUCUGCCAUAAAGGAAUACCACAGCGUCUGGGCUGCUGAGCCUCGUUUGGAUCCGGCCAGCGGCCUCUCGCGGUAUCGCCCCGAAGGCUUUGGGGUGCCGCCAGAGACGGAGCCGACGCACUUCAAGCAUAUUCUCACCCCGUAUGCGGAAAAGAACGGGAUGACUUUCGAAGAGUUCGUCAGGGCGUACAAUUGGGGCAAAGUGAAGGAGCCCGAGCUCGACGAGUAUUUCCUGCAUGAUCGAGCCGUGCGUGAGUCGGGUCACGACACCAGUUACCGUCUGGAGCGAGUAUGCGCCAACCUGGCCACGGUGGAUCUCAACUCGCUGCUGUACAAGUACGAGGUCGACAUCGCCCGGAUUAUUCGCAUUCACUUCAAGGACAAGCUGGAUAUCCCGGUAGAGUUCCGCACUGCCUCGACCCAGGAUGUCGAGUUUGAAACAUCGGCUGCAUGGGAUCGUCGAGCACGCAGGCGCAAGCAGCGCAUGGAUCAGCUGCUGUGGGACCCGGAGAAGGGCAUGUACUUUGACUACGACACCGUCAAGCACGAGCGCACGGGCUACGAGACCGCGACGACGUUCUGGGCCAUGUGGGCCGGCCUGACCUCGCCCGCGCAGGCGGCAGAGAUGGUGCAGAAGGCCCUUCCCCGGUUCGAAGCCUUUGGGGGCUUGGUUUCGGGGACAGAGGAGUCCCGCGGCGCCGUGGGCUUGGAGCGCCCGAACCGGCAGUGGGAUUACCCGUAUGGCUGGGCGCCGCAGCAGAUGCUCGCGUGGACGGGCCUCCUGCGGUACGGGUACCAGGACGAGGCCGAGCGACUGGCUUAUAAGUGGUUGUACAUGAUCACCAAGGCCUUUGUCGACUUCAAUGGCGUGGUUGUCGAGAAGUACGAUGUGACUCGCCCUAUCGACCCGCACCGGGUGGAUGCCGAGUACGGGAACCAGGGCACGGAUUUCAAGGGCGCUCCCCGGGAAGGUUUCGGAUGGGUUAACGCCAGUUACGUUUAUGGGCUGGAGAUCCUCAAUGCCCACAUGAGACGCUCUCUGGGAGCCAUCACGCCGUACGAGACGUACCACAAGGCGGUCAUGGCGCAGGAUAAGUAUUGA